GGCUCUGCUGACUGGCGAGUAGGCGAACGGCUCUCGCUCCGAGUCAGCAGCGAAGACACGACGAAAUCAAAACUACCAUGGUCGCAUAUUUGCUGGGCUAUUGCCACUGCUGAUUAAUGUCAUUUUUUCUCGCUUUUCCUCUUAAUUACCUGCCUUCAAAGCAUAGCGAAUCGACUUCGACGCUUCAACCCUUGAAGAUUUCGACCCGAGUGAGUUUGCUGCUCUCGUAGCGAGAUGGGGAGUAAGAAAGCAGACAUUCAAGUGAACGUCGCCGGAAUUCGGCGGACAGUGAAAAAUUUAGCCCACAAUUACUCGGAUGCUCAGGUCAAAGUUCGAGAGGCCACAAGCAACGACCCAUGGGGUCCUUCCUCAACAAUCAUGUCCGAAAUUGCCGACCUGACUUAUAAUGUUGUUGCCUUCACCGAAAUAAUGCAAAUGGUUUGGAAGAGACUAAACGAUCAUGGCAAGAACUGGCGGCAUGUGUACAAAGCCUUGAUGCUCCUUGAAUAUUUAAUCAAGACAGGAUCUGAGAAGGUGGCCAGUCAGUGCAAAGAAAAUAUUUUCGUCAUCCAGACCCUGAGAGACUUCCAGCACAUCGAAGAAAGCCAUGACCAGGGCCUUAACGUGAGGGAGAAAGCAAAGCAGUUGGUAUCUUUGCUCAAGGACGACGAGAAACUGAAGAAUGAAAGGGUUCGCGCCUUGAAAGCCAAGGAGCGACUAGCCCAAGCUCAGAAUAGUCUCAGCAGUGAUGUCGAAUUUCUGGAAAGCCCGUCAGGCACUCCUGCUCACAGUACUACGGACGAGAGAGGUCGAAACCGAAUGCAUUCUUCUGUUUCAUCAGAGCUGGAAAAUGCCCGUCCACAGACCAUCGGCGAGGAGGAGCUUCAGCUGCAGCUGGCCCUCGCCAUGUCCAGAGAGGAGGCGGACCAGGAGGAAGCGCGGAAGCGCAGUGAUGACGUUCGGCUCCAACUGGCUUUAUCUCAAAGCCAAGAGGAGUGCAAGCAGCCUCAAGCACAAGCUUCCGCUAGUGCCUGGCCAACGUCUCCGAGCUCUCCAACGCCUCAGAGUCAUAUGCUGGACUUGUUAGACAUCAGCCCAGAACCUGUUGCUGAUGCUUUUGACUUAAACUUUGAUUCCGCGAAUAAGCCUUCACAGAAGUCUGAUCCUUGGGCUGUGUCUUCGCCACCUCCGAGCAAUGACCCAUGGAACACAAGUGGGCCCACACUAGACGCCUGGCAACCGGCCAUCUCGAAUGCAAAUCCGUGGUCGCCCUCACCUUCCAACCAAUUCUUAAGCAAUAACGACACUAGUUUUGAUAUGCUUAAGAACAAUAAUGCUGAUCCUUUCCAAGUGCAAAAUCUUAUCGAUGCUCUGCCAAACAGUACAUCAACGACAUCAGGCCCAUCGACGAGUUCAAAUCUUCCCAAAUCAUUUUUGGGUGAAAACUUUGCACUUGUUAAUUUGGACAAUUUGGUCCCAGCAAAGCAAUCCAACCAAGCUCUUCUAGCUAAUUACAAUCCGAUUGCAGCUGCCCCAGUGAACCCAUUUGCGGCAGUAUCGCCAGCAACGCAGCCUAAGCCAAGCAUGAACCAGAUGAUGCAGCAGUCUGGCCAAAUGAACGACCCGUGGGCUCCAGUGUCCAGCUUCCCCAAGCCGGCUCCCGCGAGCAGUGUGCCCAACCCAUUCUUAUCUUGAAAGACUUGCUGCAAUUUUAUACAUUUGAUGCAUAUUGAGAUGUAAAAAUAGAUUGAUGCUGUUGUGGUUGGGGGAAGUGCGGUUUACUGUUAUCCUUGCAUAAUAAUAAUAAUCCAAUUCUUUUUAAAACUUAUUCAGCAUUUUCAUGUUUAAGAAUUUAAAUUAUUGGAUCAAGUCAUGUGAGCGAAAAGCAAUUUUAGCACUGCUUUAUUAUUCCUGAGAUGAUAAUCUUCACAGUAUUUAUAUUAUUGUAAGCUUUACGGUUAUUAAAUAAUAUAUUCUUGUAUCAAGGCAACUAAAAUUUUCAACAACUUAUACAAUGAAUGAAACUAUGAUGCUUCUUUAUUUGCUACGAAUGCCAAUCAAUGAACUGUAUUGCGCUAUUCUUAAAAAGAUCCUA
Molecule: messenger RNA, 2095 nt
Organism: Cloeon dipterum
Lineage: Eukaryota; Metazoa; Arthropoda; Insecta; Ephemeroptera; Baetidae
Gene: lqf
Product: epsin homolog lqf
Exons: 12
Coding region: 235-1695 (486 amino acids)
Biological process (GO): endocytosis
Cellular component (GO): plasma membrane; clathrin vesicle coat; endosome
Molecular function (GO): clathrin binding; phospholipid binding
Source: RefSeq, a predicted model, not a curated record